Messenger RNA from Microplitis mediator, 1667 nucleotides. RefSeq lists its product as uncharacterized. Bases 258 to 1667 code for a protein of 469 amino acids. NCBI's taxonomy places the organism in Eukaryota, Metazoa, Arthropoda, Insecta, Hymenoptera, Braconidae. The record is from RefSeq and is a predicted model, not a curated record. The transcript has 2 exons.
AUGAAGAUAGAAUUAUCUCUGUUAUCUCAAUAGAUAAAAAUUACCAUGGUCCCGGAGAUGGUGAUGAAAAAUCCGAUUUCAUAGUAUAUCCUUCUUAUCCGACGUUCGUUUUCUCAGCUGAGACGGUCUAUAGACGGUCAGAAUUUUUAUUGAAUUUACAAAGUAAUUUAGUCAAGAUAAAUUAUUGGAAUCCCGAGUUGUCAUCUUUUCUUGUGAUCGGAAACAAGUGCAGCGAUGCACUGCAAAAAUUGACAACUAUGUUGAAAUGCGACGCGUUAAAAUCAUACUAUAUAUGCCUCAAUGACAUCGACAACAGUACGAGUAUCUACACUCUGAAUCCUUACGCUGACCGGGCACCGAAACCAUGGCAGAAAGUUGAAGGACCGAAAGAACCGUAUUCUGGAUCAACGCUUUUUAAGAUGUCGAUCAUUAACGACACAAACAUUUGCUCAAGUAUGACGUUUGACAAAACAAAAUUUCUUGACGGGCACAAACUUUGGGUACGCAAUUUUUUAUACAAGCGAAAAGGUAAUUUACUUAAAAAAUCAUUAACUUUUUACGAGAACUUAUUCUCGGAGAUGAACGUCACACUAGUUAAUUCUACAUUCCACAGAAACGUUGAUCAAGUGGCUAUUUUGAAUGCUAUAGAACUAUUUUCAGACAUGGUGGUAGAUUAUAACAUUAUUCCAUAUUUUGCUCAAGAAGGCUACAUCAUAAUAACACAGAAACAAAGUUUCAUACCCACCUUCGAUCAGGUUAUUGACAGUUUCUUUACUCGAGAAAGAAUAGCUAUGUCGUGCGUUAUUUUGACAUUUUUUUUUCUAAUGAUGCUUCUGAACCACAAAUACGAUUUUAAUGCGGCAGUGUUAGAUCUUUUGUCAUUUCUUCUCGACAUGGGAAUAUCGUCUCCAAUGCUUAGAGUAUCGAUGCGCAUAACGUUCAUGACCGCAUCUUUAUUUGCAUUGAUGUUCAAUCCGGUGUUCCAGGGACAACUCACUUCUUUCUUGUCUAGACCGGGACAUGGAAAUGUCGAGACGCUUCAAGACUUACGUGAUAACAAUUAUCACGUUUAUUUCACAACUAAAGCAGUCGACGACGAAUUAUAUUAUAGUAACAUAUGGGAUAAAAAUUCUUCUGAAAAGUAUUUGCAUUAUUCGAGGUUUUUAGACCGGAAUAUCUGCGCUGACAACGUGAAUAGAAACUCUUCCAUAGCAUGUGUAUUCGAUGCUACGGAAUUUGAACACAUUGAUCCAAAUACACACAUUUCUAAACCUUUUUCUUAUAAAUACCGUGUGUCUGUGACUGAAAAAGGUCAUCCACUAAAUAGAAAAAUAAAUAAAAUAGCGUUGAAGUUGUUUGAAACCGGUCAUUUAAGUCAUGGUGAGAGACGCGAUCUUCACAGGAUUUUGUUGGCACGUAAAAAGAAACUAAACAGAAUCAAUGCGUUACGAAAGUAUAAUCAAUUGGAUCUUGAAGACUUUAGAUUAGCUUACAUUGCGGUAGUACUUGCUUUCGCAUGGGCAAUCCUCGUUUUUGGUAUCGAAGUAACGUUCAGAAAAUUAGAAACGCGUUUAAAUAGACGGUCAAAAGAACGGGAGUUGAGGAAAUUAACGAUUAGACGGCAAAUCAUGUCUACUGCUAAUAGAAUUAAUAGUCUCAUUCAAUAA